AUGAGACCGCCGGGUUUUCAGCCAGCAGCAGCUGCGGCGGCUGACGCUUUGCCAGCUGCUCCUGAUGGACAGCAGGCCGACGAGGGCGAGGAGGAGGCUCGCCCGAGGGUGCUGAAGGCACCUCAUGAGCCCUCUCAGAAGGAGAUCGCCGAGCACGAGGCGAUGGGACACGCGACUUACCGCAGCUGGUGUCGCGUGUGCAUUGCGGCAAAGGGCCAAGGCCAGCCGCAUCUCCGCGCACCGGAGGACGACGAGACGGCGGUGCCGGUGGUCUCGUCCGAUUACGCCUUCAUGGGCCAGGACGACGCGGACACCAUGCCGAUGCUGGUCCUUCGGGAUCGACGUUCGAAGAUGAUGGCAGCGACAUUCGUGGAGAAGAAGGGCGACGACGCCUACGCCAUCAAGUUCUUCGCACGCUUCUUACGGAUCCUGGGCUACAGGAAGAUCGUCAACAAGUCCGACGGCGAGCCAGCGAUCCUGCUGGUCAAGAGGCGUGCGGUGGAGGAGGUUCCUGGCCUCGAGGCCAUUCCCCAGGAGUCGGCACCGGCCGACCAUCAGGCCAAUGGGGAGAUCGAGGUCACGGUGCGCGAGAUCAAGAAGCAGGUGCGAGCGCUCAAGAUGGACCUGGAGUCCAAGCUGGGCGUCAAGGUGGAGGACAAGCACCCAGUGCUAGCGCACCUGCCGGAGCACGCCGCAUCGGUGAUCAACCGAUACAGGCGCGGCCAGGACGGCAAGACCGCUCUUCAGCGGCUCACGGGACGGCAGUGGAGGAAGCCGGUCCCGCUCUUCGGCGAGCGCCUGAUGGUGCGGUUCGCCGGGGAGCGCACGAGGAAGAACGCGCUGGAGGAACAGAUGGUGGAGGCCCGCUACAUUGGCCACCACCCGCGCGACGGCUCGAUGAUGGUCAUCACGAGCGACGGUGUGAAGAAGGCGGUCGGCUUUCGCAGCCUGCCGCAGAGCGAGAAGUGGAUCACGGCGGGCUGGGACAGCCUGAAGGGCCUGCCGUGGGACGUGGCUCCGCGCGCGGCCAGUGCGCCGCGAGCCAUCGUCGGACCGGGAGAGGCCGGUCCGCCACCGAUUGUGGUGGCGCCGCCGCAGCCGCAGGCGCCGAGGAGGAUGUACGUUCUCAAGGCGGACGUCGAGCGGCUGGGCGCAACGCCGGGAUGCCCAGGGUGCGUCUCGAUCGCCAAGCACGGCAAGGUGCUGGCUGGCCAUGCGCACAACGCGGUGUGCAGCAAGAGAAUCUUCGAAGCGCUGGACGCUGAGGAGGCAGGCCGGGAGAGGACCGGCCAGUAUCGAGAGCGGAGGCAGGGCCAAGAGGCCAGAGAUGUCGACAUGACCGCGACCAGGUCGCGGCUGAAGCGCUUGGCGGAGGUGGCCCCGGAUGACGUGCCGGAGGCCCUCGAGCGCGGCGAUCCACAGCCGGCAGACGUGCCGGUACCGGUGGACAUGGAGGACCUCGCGGCGCAGCCGGCGCCAGCGGAAGGACCUCAGCUGCCAGCUGGAGUGGCAGUCGUGUGGAACGCCAGCGAGGGGAGACACAUGCGGGUGCUCGCUCUCGACGUGGCGUCAAUCGAGCUGGUCGAGCUCGGAGUGCUGACGAGAGCGAAGGCGGAGUUGCUUCCGCUCGUUCGUGAACAGGUCAGCGGCCACUGGGCCAGUGUCGGCGUGGACAUCGCCGACGAGGAGGUGGACAGCAUCGCCUUAUCGGCGUUGCAGCUGGGCGCCGUGGACGUGGCAGAGGUGCACUCGCCGCAUCGGUUCUCGGCGCGAGCGGCGGAGUUCCAGCUGCGCCCGGGCUUCGCGGCGGACCUGGAGGAACUCAAGGAGGACGGGACGCCGUGGGACUUGCGGCGACCCGAGGACAUCAAGGAGCUCGAGGAGCUGCAGGAGCGGAUGGAUCCCAUCCUGCUUACGGGGUCCCCUCCAUGCGAGAAGUUCAGCUUGCUGAGGGGCCUGAGCGCCAAGUUCAGGACCGAUGAGCAGGAGGCGGCUGAGAUGGAGGAGGCCAGACACCACCUGAAGGUGGCAGUCGACGCCUACUGGCGUCAGCUCAGGAAACCAGGCAGGUACUUCCUGCAUGAGCAUCCCUGGAGCGCGCGAUCGUGGGAUGAGGACAUCGUCAAGGAGCUGGUCGCGCAUCCAGGAGUCUUCACGGUCAAAGGCCCCAUGUGUCGGUGGGGCAUGAAGCUCACGAACCCACGCAGUGGCCAGGAGGAGUUCGUGCGCAAGGAGACCGGGUGGGUCACCAACCACCCAGGCUUGGCUCGGAGACUGCAGGGCACUUGCAGCAAUGUGGACGGACGCGCGGAGUGGCAUCGCCACAUCACGCUCGUGGGCGGCAUCGCGCGGUUCGCGAAGGUCUAUCCACCGAAGUUGGUGGAGGCGGUGCUGGAGGAGCUCAAGGACACGCUGAACGACGUGGGGGAGCUCAGCACCGCCCAGGUGCAGCAGUCGGGCCCAGUCCCUGUGGACGCGGCGGUGCCGCCCGGGGACUGGACGAGCUACUGGGACGACGUCAACGGCGGCUACCUGGAGGCAGGCCUUGUGGCCCAGGCUCGCGCGGUCGAGCGCGAGUGGGUCAAGAAGCAGGAGCUGAUCGAGAUCGAGUCGCUUCGCAAGAAGGGCAGGAAGCCGGGCAACUUCAAGAUCGGCUUCUUCGACAUCAGCAGGGCGCACUUCUACGGGAAGGCGCAGCGGAGGAUCUUCGUGGAGCUGGAGGAGGAGAGUCGCAAGGAGCACGGCGAGGACAAGUGUGGCUUACUCCUCAAGUCCUGGUACGGCACGCAGGACGCCAGCAAGAUCUGGCAGGGCGACUACACGGAGCUGUUGGAGGAACACGGCUACAAGGCGGGCAUGUCAUGCCCAGCGGUCUUCUACAAGGAGGUGGACGAGACAAGGCUGCUGGGGCACGGCGACGACUUCGCGGUGCUGGCUCAGCAGCAGGACACCGACAGCUUCGAGGCCACGUUGGGCAAGAAGUACGAGUUCAAGAAGACUGCGAACCUCGGCUUCGACGAGGGCGACGACAAGCAGGCGAUCUUCCUGAAUCGGGUCAUCGAAGUCAGUGCGGGAGUUCCGCCUGGCGGUGGCCGGCCCUGCCGGCAUGCGAUGAUUGAGCCGGACAAGCGGCGCGCAGAGAUCGUGAUCGACGAGCUGGGUCUCAGCAAGGCCAACGGCGUAGACACGCCGAUGGAGAAGCGCAGCGCCGACAAGCAGAUGAUGGACGCGAAGUCGGCGGCGCUGGGAACGGCGGAAGCUUCGCGCUUCCGAUCCCUCACCAUGAGGGUAGCCUACCUGUCUCAGGACAGGCUGGACUUGGCAGAGGCAUCGAAGACGCUCGCCAGGUCCAUGCAGACGCCGACGGAGGCGAGUUGGCUCAUGCUCAAGAGGGUCGGCCGCUACCUUAAGCGGCAUCCCAGUACGGUGACGGUCUUCACGGAGCAGAAGAUGUUCGACAAGAUCCGGGUGUACGUGGACUCCGAUCAUGCGGGCUGUGCAGUCACUCGGAAAAGUACGGGAGGCUUCGUGGCGAUGCUGGGGCAUCACGUCAUCAAGCACGGCAGCAAUCUGCAGUCGACGGUCUCUCUGAGCAGUGGGGAGAGCGAGUACUACGCCCUGGUCAAGGGCGGGAGCGUGGGCCUGGGUCUACACAGCCUCUUCGCAGACUGGGGGCUGGACCUGAAGGUGGAGCUCGCCUCAGACUCAUCGGCGGCCCGGGGCCACGUCCAACGGCGAGGUCUCGGGAAGAUGCGACAUGUUCAAUCCCGAUACCUGUGGAUCCAGGAGCGCGUGGGCAAGGGCGACCUCUCGAUCGCCGCGGUUCCUGGUAAGAACAAUGUCGCGGACGUGCUGACCAAGAGC
Molecule: messenger RNA, 3864 nt
Organism: Prorocentrum cordatum
Lineage: Eukaryota; Dinophyceae; Prorocentrales; Prorocentraceae
Source: the annotation of a GenBank genome assembly